Wyeomyia smithii (pitcher-plant mosquito) is the source of this 4721-nucleotide messenger RNA. It is a transcript of the gene Dis3l2, whose product is annotated as DIS3-like exonuclease 2. The transcript is spliced from 4 exons. Bases 225 to 3578 code for a protein of 1117 amino acids. Lineage: Eukaryota; Metazoa; Arthropoda; Insecta; Diptera; Culicidae. Gene Ontology annotation, biological process: mRNA catabolic process; miRNA catabolic process. The record is from RefSeq and is a predicted model, not a curated record. Gene Ontology annotation, cellular component: exosome (RNase complex); P-body. Gene Ontology annotation, molecular function: RNA binding; 3'-5'-RNA exonuclease activity.
AUAUUACUCGUACCGUCGUACCUGUGCCACAUUUUCCCUGGUGAAAUCCGUACAAACCAAAAAAAAACACAUCAGAGACGCAUGUUGCUCAUGCAAAUCAUUCGUUAGUAUUAUUAAUUAUUGUUGCAUAUACUAUCUCUAGCUGUCUGAAUUAAAUCAAUUACAUUAUACGGUUGAUUUGUUGAAUUGGAACAGCUUGAUUGGGACAAUAUUUCUGCCAAUAAAUGUCCCAAGACGACAAUUUCCGUAAAAUACGAGAGGAAAUAAAAAUAACAACCGCUAAUAUGUUAGCGAAUACUAAGCCAUCCUCAGAACCAUUGACGGAGGAUACAGAUGCAGAUGUAUCUGCCCCAAACAUAAAUGAAACAGAUGGCGGUUUUGAGUUUGUUUCGCUAACUUCUGCGAAUAAACCCGAUAUACAGAAUGCCCGCAGUAUAAAAGAACCCAUUUCUUCCGAAACAUUGAAAACGGAAAUAAAGAAAAAGUUGGAAAGUAUCAAAUUACAACUAGAAGAUAAGAAAGAAAAAUGUUAUAAGCUGGAAAGUAAAAAUAAAGAAGCGCCCAUGUCGAACUCGAUUAAUAAUAAAAAUACCACAAAAGAGAGUUCUGUUGCAGAGGCCACUGGCAACGAUGCCACGAAUAAAAAAAAUAGUGCAAAACCUAAUCAACCAAACCCCCCAGUAACUACUAAAACUGUCACGCCAGCUAAAAGCAGCAGCAAUGAUUCAUCGAAUAAACUUCCAGUUGUGCUAGACAAAAUUACAGAGAUUAAACUUAAAAUGGAACAAAUAUCCUUAUCCACACAAGCAGGACCAAGCAAUAUAAAUAAUACCGUAAACAAAAGCGGUAGCACUUCAACUCUGUCCAGUAGUUCAGAGUGUCCGAAACGAAAAAGACAGAAACCUAAUAAAAACACAAUUAAUAAGUUAUCGGACGCGAAGACGAAUGUCGUUUCUAAGGAAACGGUUCCAGCAGAGGAUUUACUUCUUCUCACAUUAUUAUCGCUUAAGCCUAAGACUCGAGAUAAAUAUUUACACAAGAUUGCGAAAAAACGUGGUCUGGAGGUUCCCGAUUACCAAGGAAUUAUUGAACCAAGGUUCGCACCACUAGCUAACAAACUUAAGUUGGAUGCUUUGGAGUUCUGCUUCGGAAAUCAGCAAAAAGUGGUAACACAGGAUGAUAUAAAUAGGCCCUGUUUGGUCGUGAACGAUUUGGAGAAGAUUCAGAGUACGAAAAAAGUAAUUGAACGUCGCACAUUUGAAGACGAGGUGUCAUACCUAUUAAACAACGGUAAGACCACGAACUUAAAAGAUUAUAGAAAGGAGUUAGUGUUGGAGAAUGUCUGCAAAGCAGAAACUAAUAGUUUUCUCGAUGAAAAGAAUCGCGCAGCGCUAGAACAGCUAGUGAACCGUCUGGUUUCCGAAAAAUACGGCUACAUAGUUGAGGGAGUUCUACGGGUCAAUAUGUCUAAUAACGCUCAGGCUUUUGUUGACGAUCAUACAAGAGAAGCUGAUGUGUUUAUAAAUUCAAUUCUUUUGAGAAAAUGUGCCAUGGACGGGGAUUUCGUAAAAGUUUUCGUUCGACACGGCGAGAACGGAGAUGUGUCACCAAACAAAAGCAGUUCUCUCAACAACAACGAUAUCGAGAGGAACUCAGCAGAUGAUGGACUAUUACAGGAGGAAUACAUUGAACAGGAAAAACCCAAAAACAACUGGGGAUUUGUAGUGGAGAUCUUGGAAAAACGUCACAGUCGUUUGUGUGUUGGUACUUUUAUGCCGUUUUCACCUAACAGUAGUCAGUUUAUAAAGUUCACACCCAGGGACCACCGGAUUCCUAUCAUGCGGGUUUACAAACAAAACUGGCCAGAGGCAAUAUUCAAGAAUCAGUUCAGUGAAAUUGAAUCAGUUAUUUAUCAGGCUGAAAUUAUCGACUGGAAAAACGAUAUUCCCGUUGGUAAUGUGCUGAAAUCGAUUGGAAAGUGCGGCGAUCUUGAGGUCGAGUCACAGGCAAUUCUAGUGGAGUAUGAUUUGGACGUUUCCCCAUAUUCGGAAGCCAUUAUCAAAAGCUUGCCUUCGUCGCCGUUCCAAAUUCCGGCGGAAGAAAUUGAACGGCGCAUAGAUUUACGAGAUGAGUGCGUAUUUACGAUUGACCCGCUUACUGCGAGAGACUUAGACGAUGCGCUGAGUUGUAAGAUUCUUAAAAAUGGCAACUUUGAAAUAGGAGUUCACAUUUCCGAUGUAACCUAUUUCCUGAAGGAAGGUUCUGAGCUGGAUGAAUUAGUAAAACUUAGGGCCACAUCAAUCUACAUGGUAGACAACGUGUACCACAUGCUGCCGAAACCAUUGUGUUUUCUGUGUUCUUUACUACCAGGAGAAGAUAAAAUGACCUUCUCUGUUUUCUGGGAAAUUACACCGAAUGCGAAAGUUUUGCGAACUAGAUUUGCCAGAACUAUAAUUAACUCCUGUGUUCAGCUUGCCUAUGAACAUGCACAAAUCAUGUUAGAUAAUCCAAAUGAAGACUUGAAUCCAAACGAUUUUCCCGAAAUUUUGCAUGAGUACACACCGAACUUUCUCAGUCGAAUAGUCAACCAAUUGCAAUCGGUUGCAGUUAAACUGAGAGCACAGAGAAUGGAAAACGGGUGUCUAAAAAUGAAUCAGCCAAAGUUGACUUUCACACUGGAUCCGGAAAGUGGUAAGCCAACUGCUUUUGCUAAUUAUGAAUUGCGCACAGCAAAUCAAAUGAUUGAAGAUUUUAUGCUUCUGGCAAAUUCUGCAGUAGCCGAAUUUUGUCGUUCGAAAUUCCCCGACAAAGCUGUACUCCGUAACCAUAUGAGUCCGUCAACAAUUCAAAUGAGCAACCUUGCAAAAUUGCUUGCUCGAUAUGGCCACGAACUACGAGUGGAUACGUCAAAGGCUAUUGCGGAAUCGAUAGAGUCCAUUGUCGCGGCUUCCCCACAACCAGAUGCUGCUCGUACUGUCUUGAAUGUAAUGCUUGCUAAACCGAUGACUCGUGCACAAUAUUUUUGUUCGGCCUUUGCCUCUACUGACGAAGAAUUCUUACACUAUGCAUUAGCCAUUCCCAUCUAUACACAUUUUACCAGUCCGAUUCGAAGGUACGCAGACUGCAUGGUACAUCGUGUCCUUGCUGCUGCUUUGGAACUCACAGAACCGCCCACUCGCACACCAGAGGAGCUUAGCAAACUUACUGGUGUUUGCAAUGUCAAAAAGUACAAUGCCAAGUUAGCUGGUGAUGCUAGUUGUUUGUUAUACUUUAAACACUACAUUCGUGAUGUGAAGAGCAUGGACAUGGAAGCCGCUGUUUUGGAUGUUACCCAACACCACAUGGAUUUAAUAUUGAUUGCGGCAGGGCUGCUGAUACGAGCGAAUUAUAAGCGGUUGGCCAAAGCUAGCGAAAUUGAAGUCAUCGAGAAGUCUAAAAACGUACGACACUGUGUACUCAAGAGGAAAGAUAUCCCACCGGUCACCAUUCAACUGUUCUCAAAGGUGCUCGUUAAAGUAGAACUUGUUAAGGAUGCAAUCACUGCCACAAGCGUUAUUCCUUUGGUGGAACGACAGUGAACAAAAAACUUCACGAGCCACCGACAACCUACGCAGUGUACAUUUUAUUGCAUACUUUUACGAGUAUUUAAUUUUACAAUUGCCAAGAACUGCAUUGAUUAAUUACAGCAUUGUUCAAAAUUCGUUAUAUGGGUGAAAAAUGAAACGGACUUGUUUUUUUUUCUACAUUCAUUACACAGUGAUAAUAAUUACGGAGAAUUCCUCCGGACUGAGCGGCUUGGUGUUAGUAUGGUAACCAAUAAAAUGGAGAUUAAAUUUCCUUUUGUUUAUUCAUAAAAUAACAUUUGGAAAAGUUCUGAGAGCUCUGAGUUGUUUUAAUGAAACCUGGUCACCUAUUCUACAACAAUGAGACUGAAUUAGUCUGUUAAUGAAAACAAGAAUAAUAAAGACUAAUAAAAAAAAACAUGAGGCCGUUUUUUAGGUUUCACCUCUUGCUCCAACGACGUUGUAUAGUUAUCGUUUCCGAGAUAAUCGAUGCACAUCCCAGAAUACAGAUGAGGUAGACUUUAGAACCUGCUUGCAUGUGUCAUCUAUUGAUGCAUCGAUAUAGAAGAUGCACAACCCUAUACACUACUCCUAAUCUUCAACAAAUGAUUGGCUUAUCCUUGUUUUCGUACGAAAGCAUCGACAAUUCGUAUCCCUAUUUUCGCUCCAAUCAAUUCGAACGUACAAAUGUCCUCUCAUUUACCUCAUUCGAAAGCAAGAUUAGCCGCUGGUACUAAUUCUAGAAAUUAAGGAAAAAUAAUUCUGCUGGCGCCUUAAGAAUUUUUCAUAGUUGACUCCCAGAAUUUUAUUAAUAAUUUGCUGCAACAUAACACGCAGCGUUGUGACUUUAUUGAUUCGCUUCUUAGUGAUGCAAAUUUUCAAUUGGCGGAUUUGCGAUUUGAUUAAAUUUGUUAGAAAUUUGGCCUUUGAAACACAAACCGCUGAUUCGCAAACACUUCAGGAAAGCAGUAGAAAACGUUUAUGCAUACUUCGUGAACUGCUGAUAAAAAGUAAAAAUCGCUUUACUGCUAUAGUAGCUUUUAGAGCAUAUGUUCCAUCAAGCUACUCUAAUCAAAGAGAACCUAAACAUUUAAGUAAUGAGCAUAAAUAUAGUACAUGGAAUAUGAUCGGUUUUUCUUCCCCUCCUGGUUUUGAGGU